CCAUACGACACAAGAGUAGAGUCACCCUAAUCCGCACAGCUUGUGCAGUUAAAAACUGGCUUUAUUAGAGUAAACCCUUGGGUACUCUGGGGCCAAAAACAACAACAACGACCAUUUAGAAAUGGGGUGACUGUGCACCGUUUUUUUUUCGCGAUUUUCCCCCCGAAUGAAAAUAUUUUUCGUAAUAAUAAUUACACCGCGAACUUGACGGGAAACUAAGAGACGUACCAUUAGAAAAAUCCUAAGACAUGCAGCGACGAAGUAACCGCCAGCUUCUGAUAACGGGAAUGACAGUUCCUUAUCGGCGAAGUGCUGUCAAUUUUAUCGAAUUGUUUUAGUAGUAAACCUCUAAAAGGUCCAAAAUGACGGAAGUUCGAGACAUACGUAACGAGCCUCCGCUCCUUCAAGCAAUAUUCCGAGGUGACCAUGAGGAGUUUCAUAAGUUGGCGAUGGCAAACGAGGACCUGUAUUGGCAGGAUGAGCAGAAGCGCACGUUGCUCCAUGCCGCGGUGUACAAAGGCGAUAUGGAUUUGAUAAACUGGUUGGUGUUUCGUGGAGCUAAUGGAAAUACCCCCGAUCAAAAUUGGUUGACGCCGUUGCAUCAAGCUUGUUUCUCUGCCAAUCCCAAGGCUGUAAAUCUAUUACUAAAGAACAUGACAAAGAAAGAAAUUCGGGAUCAUAAGUGGCAAACAUCUUUACAUGUUGCUGCCGCUAACAAUGCAGUCGAAUGUGCCAGGCUCUUGAUUCCUUGGAUGAAGGACAUUGAUGUUCUCGACAGAUUUAGAAGAACGAGCUUGCAUCAUGCCGCUUACAAUGGUCAUUUAGAAACGGUAGAGCUAUUACUUUCGCGUAACCAAAAUGUUACAAAAGGUGACAUGCAGGACCGAAGCGCCUUACACUACGCUGCAUACAUGGGCCAUGAACUUAUUACAAAGAUACUGAUCGACAAGGGAGCUAUAAUCGAUGCAGAGGACCAACAAAAGUAUACUCCACUACUUGCAGCGGUAGCUUCUGGUAAAAUUGCGUGCAUGAGGGUACUCAUUGCAGCUGGUGCUAAUCUCGAAGCAAAGAAUGCAUGUGGAAAUACUGCAUUGCACGUGGCUUGUCUUAAUGGACACGCAGAUGUGGUACAAGAACUAAUCAACAUGGGCUGCGAUAUUGAGAAAACUAACUAUCGAGGAGAGACUCCGUUACAUAUAGCUGCCGCCAGCGUGCAAGGCGUCAUUUGUUUAGACACGCUUUUACGAGCUGGGGCAAGAAUCAACAUUCAAUCUGUAGACGGUCGAACGCCUUUACACAUGACUGCGAUCCAGGGAAGAUUUACCAGAUCAAAAAGCCUCCUAGACGCAGGCGCUUUGCCGGACACAAAGGAUAAAAACUUAAAUACUGCCUUACACAUCGCUGCAUGGUUUGGUUACGAGUGCUUGACGACGACUCUUCUGGAGUACAAAGCAUCCCCAGGAGUGCGAAACACAGAUCAGCGUACUCCGUUGCACCUGAGUUGCUUAGCAGGACAUAUCGAGGUGUGUAGGAAGUUGUUACAAGCUGACAGCCGUUGCAUAGACUCGAGAGACAUCUGUGGAAGGACUCCGUUACAUCUAGCUGCAUUUAAGGGCUCUGUAGACUGUCUGGAUCUUUUACUUUCCAAUGGGGCGAAUUUUCGACUAACCGACAACGAAAAUCGCUUGGCCUUACACUACGCUGCUCAUAGGUGUCACUACCUCUGCGUCUUUACUCUAGUUGGUUUCGGUAGCGACGUUAAUGCACAAGAUACCGACGGCGCUACCCCGUUAUAUCUCGCCGCAUCGAAUCCUAACGAGUCGAGCGUCCAGUGCGUGCAAUAUCUGCUCAAACAUAAGGCAGACCCUAGGUUACCAGAUAAGCAUGGUUUCACCGCGAUCCACUAUGCAGUUUCCGGUGGGAACCAACCUGCGUUGGAAGCUCUUUUAGAGGUCUCCUCGCAGGACAAUCCUGCCAUUCCGUCGAGUUACUCGAUGAGCCGCCAGGGUCCGCCAGCCCCGGCACUCACGCCUCUUCACCUUGCUGCUUACAAGGGAUUCGGUAAUAUUUUGACAUUACUCCUUCCUCUAUUUCCUGAGACUAACAUCAAGGAGGACACUGGGAAGACUCCUCUAGACCUCGCUGCAUACAAUGGUCACGAACAGUGCAUCGAACUUCUGCUGAACUACGGUGCAUUGGUAUCCGUUCAAGAUUUCGUCACUAGACGCACUCCGAUCCACUGCGCAGCCGCAGCUGGUCACACCGAAUGCCUCCUUUUGCUCCUGAAGAACACCAAAGACUCUACGAUCGUCGAUUGGUGUGACAUCAAGCAGAGGACUGCUCUGAUGCUCGCAGUGGCUAACAGGAAAUACGACUGUGCGCUCAUUCUUCUUAACUACAAGGCGAAUUGUAAUUUGGCAGAUAUUAACAAGCACACGCCGUUAUUUCGAGCGGUAAUCCGCGAGGUAGAUUAUCGGUUGGUGAAGCUUUUGUUGACGUUCGGUGCCACAGUUUCGGCCCAGGAUACUAAUGGGAAGACACCGCUGCAUCUUGCAGCAGCCUGCGAGAGCUUAAAGUCACUGAUUCAUCUCGUCAAAGCUGAUCCGAAGGCUGCUACCUUGAAAGAUAGUCAGGGCUGUACCGUUCUCCAUUGGGCUUGCUAUGACGGGAAAGCGAAGUGCGUCAGCUAUCUCCUAGAACAGAACGUCAUCGACAGUUUGGAAGGAAAUUCCUUCUCUGCGGUUCACUCGGCGGUGUUUCAAGACUCAUCCGCCUGCCUGGUUCUGCUGAUUAAGAAAUUCGGAGGCCCGAAAGUGGCAUCUCUGAGAGACUCUCCAGGUGGUAGACUUCCUUUACACGUUGCCGCCAGUGCAGGGUCCCACGAAUGCGCACGGAAAAUAUUAAAAGCCGUGGGGUCGGAGCUUGCUGGUCUUGAGACUCCUGAUUGUACGGGACGCACGCCUUUGCUGAGCGCUGCUGUCAAUGGACAGAAUCAAGUCAUUGAGGUUUUACUGCCGUGGAUGCCAAACGUUUGCGCAGUAGACUCCAGCAGGAACACCGCUCUACAUUUGGCGUGCCAAAAGCGUCAUUCCUCGACAGCAAUUCUUUUACUGGACCACAUAGAUUCACUGGGUACAAAGAACGAGCUUCAACGAUCCAUCGUCGUCAACAUGACGAACAAACAACAACGGACACCUUUACAUCUUGCCGCAAGGAACGGCCUAGUAGCUGUGACCCAGCGUCUCUUGGAAUUAGGUGCCAGUGUCGAAGUAGUCGACUCCGAUGGGUUGACUCCAGCCCUGGCUUGUGCCCCGAACCCUGCCGUAGCAAGAUGUCUGGCAACAAUUCUGGCUGCACAUGGUCAAAAUUGUGACUCUACGCAGAACUCGCCGUCCAUCCAACAGACAUCGGAGGUCUAUCUCAACGGCAGGUCUGGAGACUCUGAGUACUAUUCGGAUUCAGAAUUCUACUGAUACAAGGUCUGUUGUAUCUGCCUAAUCUACUAGGCUACUACGAUCCAAUCUUCCACUCCACUCGUCACUGGGAAAUCAACUCCGAAGCAAUACAGAGAAACUACCACUGUCUGCUCCGUCACAUGGAUAAUCAUUUCGAAGAGAUAAGGAACGUCCAUAAGCCUAGGUUUUCCUUUAACCCUUUUGUUACAAGCGCCGACUUUAGUCGGUAAGAAAUUCUGCCAUAUUUACAGAGUAUCUUUUGAUUGUACCGAUCCGUAUUGGAUUAAUCAUCCUGAAAGUACACUUUAAACAUACGUAACACAGUUUGGCCAUCGAGACCAGACGAGAAGGCCACCUAUGGGGAUAACUUUCAAUUUCUUAAAAGUUUAAGGUUAAACUUUGAUUUGGAUACUUAAUAAUGGAAUGGUACGGCAAAACCGUUGUUAUUUAACGCUUAGAAAAGUGUACGUAGAAAAGGCAGUCAAGGAGACAUUGUUCAGGUGGAAGACGUAAGUUCGAACACCGAAGACUGCUGAAGCGCCAUGCGCACUCUGUCGGCGCGGAGUCGCGUUAAGUGGUGGCAAAUAAUUCAGAAGUCCCAUAGAAGCCCAGAUCCUACGUUAGCGCUUGAUGCUCUAAAAGUUGGCUAACAAACCAGAAAUAGGGGUAAAAGAGAGGUCGCAUAUUAGCCUACGAUGUCUCACAUACGGGAGAAAGAGAGACGCAUGUAGAAAGGCGAGUAUUGGGUGAAGAUAAUGAAAGAAUGCAAUUCGCUACGUAGGGUUAUAAGAUUAAGAGAGAUGGAGAGGUGAUUUCAGCGCCGCCAUCUGUUGGCUAACGUACUAUUUGUCCAUCAUCGAACGUCCGUAUCCUUCUGGGCUUCUCUGGAGACUUCUGAAUUAUUUGCUGGCGGUUUUCUGUCGUAAUGAAAAGGUUAACCGAGAAAUUAGAGCCUGAACUACGCAUUUAGAAGAUGGACUCUCCGGAUAAGAAUUUGUACAGAUGUGAUAGUUAAUAUCGAUUUCAGUCCCUAGUCCAAGAAGCUCUAUUACGAGUGGUAAAAGGAAUUAAUUAAUUCAAGGAUAGAAACUUCGGGGGGAUGCGGAUUAUUUUUUUAUCCUCCAAUGUGAGAUAUUUAUAUGGCUUCAGGCUUGACGAACUUAUUGACAUGUUUUUCUUAAUCUUUCUCGAGCAUCAGUUGUGUUGCAUUCGGAAAUGGGAAUUCAAUCAGUAGUGAUUACUUUUAUAGAUAAACUCGUUAAUGUCUGUGGACGGUACAAAUUAUAAUUUCGACUCGGUGUGAUCUCAGUUUAUGUAUAAACGUGUAAAUUUACCGGCGUUUAGUGCGGGAAUUAAUGGAACUACGAAGGUCGAUCGGUUUGUCGAUUUUUCAGAGCUCGGGCAGUAAGCUACAAGUAUUGACAAUAUGCAUAAUAAUCACACGCUCGAUAUUUUCAUAGAAUUACUCGAAUAGGUGACGUCCAAUGCCAACUGGAAUUUUUCAUACACCGUGGUGUAGGUUUUAGUACGUAACAAUGACCAAACAAAAGGAAAAGGAACUUAGUUACUCGUUCUACCUUUUGGUAUUUACAAACUAUAUUGUUCCAAGGCUAAUGUUGACUUCGUCUUUACGUUACAAUUGUCCUUCAAAGCAUUGUUCUCUUUAUGUCUUACUGGAGUUAUCUCAAAAAAUGUAACGACUAUUAAGGUUAUACGAAAGGGUCAUUCCGUAUAUAUGAAACGUCAAAAUAUUUAUAAAACUUUUCACCAAACUGGGUGUGCCGAGUCAUUUGAAAUUUUAACACGUGAUUAUUAAUCAGUUAACCGUGUCGACCUAUUUUAAAUGUGUGUUUUCAUGACGAGUAUAUUUAUCAAACACGGUUAACAGGUUAAGGCCCUAAAGGAAGAACGCUAUUCUCAUGAAAUUUCAUUUUUCAGAAAAUAAAGAAAUGUCAUCUUGGUUGUAGACUUGGCUAAAUAAAAGAACAAUUUUUUUCCCAAAAAUGAAAUUUCACGAACAUCACGUUCUUCCUUAGGGCCUCCAUAAUCACGU
Messenger RNA from Orussus abietinus, 5508 nucleotides. Its product is annotated as serine/threonine-protein phosphatase 6 regulatory ankyrin repeat subunit A. Bases 363 to 3473 code for a protein of 1036 amino acids. Gene Ontology annotation, molecular function: protein binding. The transcript is spliced from 17 exons. The record is from RefSeq and is a predicted model, not a curated record. Lineage: Eukaryota; Metazoa; Arthropoda; Insecta; Hymenoptera; Orussidae.